This is a messenger RNA of Symsagittifera roscoffensis, 1396 nucleotides long. RefSeq names its product heterogeneous nuclear ribonucleoprotein D-like-B. Lineage: Eukaryota; Metazoa; Xenacoelomorpha; Acoela; Convolutidae. Gene Ontology annotation, molecular function: RNA binding. Gene Ontology annotation, biological process: regulation of gene expression. The coding region runs from base 30 to 1283 and encodes 417 amino acids. The record is from RefSeq and is a predicted model, not a curated record. Gene Ontology annotation, cellular component: chromatin; nucleoplasm. The transcript is spliced from 8 exons.
AAACUUAUUAAAUAGAGUUUUGUUUAAUAAUGGCGCAAUAUGCGAAUUUCACAAAUGACAGAAGUCAACAGGAAAUCGAGAAGCGUUUUAACGAAGCGGAUGAUGAAAGGAAAUUGUUCGUCGGCGGUCUCAGUUGGAAUACUACUGAUGAAGACCUACUGCGCUAUUUUGCGAGAUUUGGCGCAGUUGAAGAAGCUGCAAUGAAAAGAGACAGAAAUGGAGUACCUCGGGGCUUUGCUUUCAUCAUUUAUAUGGAGACUGCGAGUGUGGAAAAAGUGAUGCAAUCUGGUUCUCAUGUCCUGAACAAUCGCAAAAUUGACCCGAAAAGAGCGAGGUCUGAGAACACAAAUGGAAAAGCAAGACCAAGGAAGAUUUUUGUCAAGAACUCGAAAGCUUGCUCAGAGGAAGAGCUACGAGAAUACUUUGGGCAUUUUGGAGAGAUCACGAAUAUUGAUUUGCCAGUCUACACAAAUGAUGACAAUACUUUCAGUAGAAGAGAGUACUGCUUCAUCGAAUUUGACAGUGAACAAGCUGCAAUUGAUGCGUCUGCUGACAGCUCACAUACAAUUGGUACCACAACUGUUGAGGCAAAGAAGUUUGAUGUCAAACACUCCGGUGCAGCGGUGUCCAAAGGCGGUCCUCCUGAUUUAGUGAGAAAGCACAAGCAGCGAUUUGCUCCAUACGGAAUGGGAGGUUCUCAAAACAUGGGCUAUGGCAACCCAGGAUUCAUGAAUCAGUUCGAUGGUUCCUCAAUGGGCAGCAUGAUGGGAUACCAGCAGUCUCCCAACAUGCAUACGAUGAGGGGUCCGCAGAAUAUGGGAGCUCCUCCACAAUGGGGAGCUGACCCUAUGAAUAUGGGUUUCGGAGGGGGGCCUAGAUUCAACAACCAGAUGGAUCAAUUCGGGGGGUUUAAUGGCUACAGUGGCAUGUCUAACCAGUCGUUUGGUGCCCGUGAUAUGAACAUGGGAGGAGGCGGAAUGCGAAACAUGGGCGGCAACAAUUUUAUGGACAUGAACAACCUGCAUGGUGGAAUGCCUGUUCAGAACCCGGGCGGCUUCUACAACUCCACACCCCAUCAUAACUACAUGGGCAAUAACAUGACAUCCCCGAAUAACAGAAGAAACAAUAUGGGGGGCGGGUUUUAUGGGGGGUCUGGACAUCGCCAAGAAAGGUCAUACGGAAGGGGUGGCGGAAGAGGAGGAGGGAAUUUCAACCAGAAUAGUAACAUGGGAGGCCGCGGAGGAUUAAAUGGGCAACAGGCAAUGAUUAAAAAAGAGUUCUAGAAAAUAACGUUCAAAUUCCUGAAUUGAAUGUUUUCCGUCAAAUAAGACGACAACUCUUAAAACGACAGUCAUGUCAUCAGAGAAUUUAAGAAGAUAAUUAGUAGAGAUCAAAG